Messenger RNA from Seriola aureovittata, 7652 nucleotides. RefSeq names its product methyl-CpG binding domain protein 1b (gene mbd1b). Gene Ontology annotation, molecular function: DNA binding; zinc ion binding. Lineage: Eukaryota; Metazoa; Chordata; Actinopteri; Carangiformes; Carangidae. The transcript is spliced from 17 exons. Bases 3005 to 5608 code for a protein of 867 amino acids. The record is from RefSeq and is a predicted model, not a curated record.
ACCAAGAAUUUAUGCUUUCUGUAAACUGAAAUAUACAUAUGGAUGUUGCAGCUUAGACUACAACAUAUACUGAUAUGCUGUUAAUAUUACACUUGAGAUGUAGCUUUCCCUGUACCAAAACGUGUAUGUUGUACAAAAACACAAAGCCUCCUCUUACAAGUCAAGUUAUGCAAAUGGGAGACGUGUGCCUUCAAGGCUUUCUGCCAGAAAGUGUUAAAGUGGUAAAAUUUGGGAAAGGGUCUAUUUUAACCCAAACCAUGAUCUCUUCCUAAACCAAACCAAGUAGUUUUGUCACCUAGAGCUAACUAAGUAGUUCUGUUGCCUAAACUUAACCAAACUGCGACUGAAAACAGCUCAAGUUACAAGAAAUAUGGUAAAAAAUCUCCCCUUCUGCCCCAGAGUUAUAGUAUUGAAUAAUGGCAAGAAGUGGUUUUGCAGAACAUUAUCAUGUGAAACGGUUGACCAUUUGGAUAUAAACUGUCAUCACUUCAUUAUUUUUUCCUAUUAGACAUUUGUGUUAAACUGUGUCAUAAUUAGCAUAUGAAUUCUUAAGUUGUGGCCAAGAACAUCUAAGAGUAAGAAGUGCAGUCGCAAACCAUAGGUCUACAAUUCCAGUCAGGUUACCUGUCCAAAACAGAAUGAAACCUAAGAAAAUAUGUUUCAGUUUAUAGAUACAUUUAACCAUCAAUUACUCAUAGGUAGUAACAACAAAAUAGAUAUUGUUGAAAAUAAUAUCCAAAACAAAAAAGACUGAAAUGUUGAAAAAAUAUAACAUGAAAGUCAUUUACAAAUAGAGAGUGUUCAACCAUUAAAAUAAAUAAAAAUAAGGAAUUGAGCAAGGAGCCAAAAUGAAUUAUAUCAAUAUGUAUGGCUCUUCAAUAUGAAUCCUGACUGGACAGAUUUGAAAAAGGAGAAAUCAAUAUUUAUAGAUUUGGAGCUCAGACAAUCAUGCAAAAAUUCCCAAACAUUUUGGAUCGUGUGACCAGCAUGAAACAGGUGCUGUCAGUGCCAUGGACACCACCUGUCUCCAUGGCUCGGGGGGACCGUUCUGUUGUCACUACAUUUACGUGAGGCUGCCAUGGAGAAACUACAAUGGUGCGUCAAUUUAAAUGUUGCUGCCGCAAGGAAUUGUGGGACGGCAUUAUAUCCUUUAUUUUCGUAACGUAUGGUCCAGUGUUUUCCAUGGAGAUAAGAUGGGAAGCACUAAAACACUUGUCCUCAGAAAUUUAGAGAAUUCCACCAGCUCUUAUCAUGGCAGCUACUUAGAUACUUCCGGGUCAUUUCACAUUGCUAGCAACCUUCCUACGCAAAAAAGACUUAAUUAGACCAAAAUUAACAUUGUGCAAGAUUUGAAGAAAUUUCCUCUAUUCCCGAGAUAACGCAUUUCAGAGCAUGGGACAGACGGACAGCGCAAAUCAUCCGGCAAUACCGGCACUGAGGCAUAAAAAGCGACACCUAAUAUUAUCUAAUUUGUUCAUUGGGUUAAUAAUAUUAAAUAUUUUUAUUUAUACAAUAUUACACGAAGACCAGUUAGACUGUUUUAACUGCAAUUAAAACAAUGCAUGAAUAAAACGUUGUAAAAUGUUUACAGAUUUUCAUUCAAACAUUGAUGUCUUUAAGUGCAAACACUCAAUACUGUUUACACAUGGGGACAAACUUUACAGUAUUAAAAACUGGGGUUUACAAACUAUGUUUUCUGUAGGGGCACUGAAGACAACGCUUUCAAGACAACCUCGGGGUUUUCUCCCAGCAUGGGAAAACACCCCAAUCCUGGUGGUACACUGACAUUUCUUUUCUUUCUAAUGAGCGUGAACGCGGCACAGUUAAAUGAGAAAGAUGAGGAUCGGAGAGGGUGAAAAUAGGAUGAGAUAAGUCACCCCCUUCGCCGCCAUACUCUGUUAAUAAACUGGCCAAGUGUUCUUUAUUUUUAUCUCCAGCCAAAAUAUUUGAAAUGAGGAAACGAUGUUAUGUUGAACUGCUUGAAAUGAGCGAGCAACGAAUCAAAUUUAAAAAUGUGUAAUUGAGUAGUUGUAUAAUGAAAAUACCGUAUUGCUGGCUGAUAUAGGCUAGCUAUAAGUCAGCUAAAAUGGCCUAACUGUUGUUCACGAUGAUGUGCAGUAAUUAUCUAUAAUAGAAGAAAAUAAAAAGGUAGUUAAGUACAUCUCAGAGUGCUUAUUGUUGCACAGUCAGGUUUUCUUAAAAUAAAUGAUCGUGGCUCCCUGAACUUACCGCUGCAUUAUAAGUCUUCAUUCACCUAUAUAAUAAUAAUAAUAAUAAUAAUAAUAAUAAUAAUAAUAAUACAUUUUAUUUAAAGGCGCCUUUCUUGGCACUCAAGGACACCGUACACAGUUACACAAAUUGAGAUUAAAACACAUUAAGAAUUAAUUAAUUAAUUAACAACAAUAAAAAUUAAAUAUAAAAAUAAAAACAAAACAAAAGUGACAGAGCAAUUGGCAUCAGAUGGAAAAGGCAGUUUUAAACAGGUGUGUUUUGAGUUGUGAUUUGAAAUGGGGGAAUGAAUCGAUAUUUCUGAGUUGGGGUGGUAGUAGGUUCCAGAGACGGGGAGCAGAGCAGCUGAAUGCUCUACUCCCCAUGGUGGUGAGACGGGCGGAGGGGACAGACAGGUGUGUGGAGGAAGAUGAUCUGAGGGAGCGGGAGGGAGUGGGAACAUGAAGGAGGUCGGACAGAUAUGGGGGGGCGAGGUUGUGUGUAUUAUAAGCAAUAUUUGUCAAUGGGAAGUGUAUGUUUAAGGCAAUCUGCAUUCUGUGAUGCUGCUUGUGGUCCUCUCGUCAGGUUCUGUCAUGAAAACCUGAAUAGCUGUCAUCCACCCGUCUGCCCGGUUCAUCCGUCAGCCCAAACCUCAAAGGCCAAGCUUCAUUGGCAACAUCCACGGACGGUCUGACUUUUUAACACUUUAAAUGGGAUGCAAGAUCUGCUGUAGAGGAUAUCUUAUUUGUCUCCGGGAAACCACUGUCGGCCCUUUUUACCCUGAACUGGUGCAUCAAUGAACGAGGAACCACUUGACAGCCCAUUCCCUGGCAAAGAGCCUGUGGAGAAAGAUGUGGGACACUGCACGGAGAAGCAGAGCAGCAAAGAGGAAAACCCCUCUGAGGCAGCACCAACACAGGAGCCCAUGGCACCCUCAGACAGUCCUCAUACUAAGCAUAACCCCAGCUCAAAUCCUGUAGAGGAAACCCUAGGAGGGGCAAAGGAGGAGGAAGAUGGGGAAGCAAAGGAGGAAGCAAAGGAAGUAGCAAAGGAGGAGGUGAAGGAGGAGGUGAAGGAGGAGGAAAAAGAGGAGGCGAAGGCCACUGGUGGUGAGCCUCCUGUUGACUGGUUCGAGCCCCUUGAGGAGGAUGAUGAUGCCAAUAGCGUUGGUAGGAAUGAUGGAGAAGAAGAAAGCUUGGCAGGAGAAAGUGAAAGGAGUGAGAGCGUGGCAGGCAGCGAGAAGGCCUUCAAAAAGAUCUAUCAGCUUAAUAUUCCCCGCCGUAAGCGAUCACAUCCUGACGAGGGAUGGGAAGAGUGGCCAACACUUGGAGAGGGUUGGAAACGCAAAGAAGUUGUUCGGCGCUCAGGGAGCAGUAUUGGCCAGAAGGAUGUAUAUUACCUAAGUCCACAAGGUGAUCGAGUGAGAAGCAGAGUAGAGCUGGCCUCUGUGCUGGAGGGACUUCUUGACUUGACAACCUUUGAAUACAAGUCAGGAAAGUUCUACGAUGGCGAAGCACCACCCAUAAGAAUUCGAAACAGAGCAAAGAGAAAGAUCCGGGAGCGUUCUUCCUCAGAGUCCAGCUUUGUAGAAAGAGGAGAGGGUGCCGACACGCCAGACUCUCACCACAGGCUCACCCCCAGCCUGGGGCCGAAAAACGUCAACCCCAACCAGACAGGCUUCUCCUCGCACAGUACAGUGGGAACACCAAACCAAGUCACUCAUGAUGAGGAUCCGCCAGUGGAAGAUAAAAUUAAACUUCCCCCUCCCUCAUCAUCCAAACCGCUCCCGCUCCCCUCCAUUAAUGGAGAAAUUGGGUCAGAGGACAGCACUCUAGUCUGUGCCAGAUGUGGUAUUUCCUUCACAGGCACAUGGUAUGACAAACAAAGGAAGAGGCCCUGUUGUCCUUCCUGUUGGGCAGCCUCAAAGACAAAAGAGCAUCCGAUGAUUCGUUUCAGAAAGUGGAUACCUUGUGGGCAGUGUGUGGGAUGCCACAACACAAUGAAUUGUGGCCAGUGUGCCAACUGCAAGCAUGGCCUGCAGAGCCCCGAGUCCCGGAAACGCAUAUGCCGCAAGCGCAGAUGUGUAUGUCCUAUUCGCAAGGGCCCUGGAAGUGGAGGCUUCCUGCCACAGAGGCCUUACACUGACAUUCCUGAAACCUAUGAUGACUCAUGCAUGAGUUUUCAGAGUGAAGUUGCAGACUCACAGCUCCCGAGUCUCAAAAACAGCGACACAGAGAACUUCUCAGUCAAUGUGGACGUUGAUGAUGAGGAUGAUAUGUCAACUGAUGAUGACGAUGAUUGGCAUAAAAAGCGGAAGCGUCGCUCCUGCGGAGAAUGUAAAGCCUGUCUCUGCAGGAAAGACUGUGGAACGUGUGAUUUCUGUAUAGACAAACCCAAGUUCGGAGGCAGCAACAAAAAGAGGCAGAAGUGUCGUCUGCGGCAGUGUCAGAGACAGGCAAUGAGACACUUACUACCCUCUCAGAUGGGACAAGGAGAAUAUGGGCCAGAUGGCCCAGUGCUGCCGGGCAGGCCUCGACCUCACUACACAUACAGUCGCAAAUCAGGUUUAAAGAAAAACAAAGCACCGCAUGUUGGCUUGGACUUUACCGACAAUGAAGAUGAUGACUGUAACUUACAAGCAAUGAGUUGGAGCUCAGAGCCAGCCAGUGGUAGCAAACACAAUGAAGUGAAUGUGAGAACCCACCAAUCAUCUAUGCAGUUGAAUUAUUCAAAUUUCGGACAGAGGAAUGGACUGCCUGACAGAGUCCCUCACAUCGGCAACCAUAACAACUGUCAGCUAGAGCAGCUAAGCAGAUGGGAUGCAGAGAGAUUGCACGCAAGCAGAGAUGGUCAAAAGCAUGUUGAAGAAGAAGAGGAAGAAGAAGAAGAAGAGGAAGAGGAGGAAGAGGAAGAGGAGUUGCCCAUGAUCACACAGAUCUUCAGUUUGGCUGAUAACCCAGCAGGAAGUGGUGCCGAUGUAGAAAACCAGCUAAUGAAAUUACUACAUUCUUUGCGCUCCUCUGUAUUGCCAAUCCUAUGGUAUGCCAUAAUGGUGGAGGGCCCGCAGCUGCAGCUCAUCCAGUGUUCGAAGCAGUCCAGCAUGACCGACACCAUGGUGCUGAUCGACCCAGGCUUCUGCUAUCAGGUCACCGUCCAAAAGCAGCCGCUGCUCCCCACCCACUCACUUUACGACAACUACCCACAACAUUUAACCUCGGUAACUGAGGUGGUCAAUCUGCUUUUGGGCCUGGAGAAAUACGUCGUGUGCCAGGGUCUGCCCCCCAAAGAGCCAUUACUUAACAGAGACCCAAUCAUACUGGAGCGGGCGUCAACAUGUGACUUCUUGGUUAAGAAGAAUGUGAGCAUCUGUAUUAACUGCAGAGCGCUGCAAGGACUUUAACUCCAGCACAGACAGACGGAAAUCUCUGACCACGUUGGAAACCAUAGAUUCUCUGGUGCAACUUCGUGCCAUUUUAUUUCUUUUGGUUCCGUUAUAGGUUUUUUUCCGUCAGUUUUUGUUUUAGGAAGUAAUAUAUAUGACAUUCUGCAGCUUUACCUCUGGACUCUAAUAGUAAGAUUUGAUGAAUCGAAGAAUCACCAAAGGCAUUCCAGGAGCUGUGACAUUACAAACCAGGAGUGGUUCUACCGUUGUUGGUUGGUUAUGUCAGAGCUUGGGCUGAGUGAUGGUAUGUAGAGCUGAAAACCCUGUGUGAGCCAGGAAUAUACAGUAUAUUCCUCACCCCCCUCCCAUGAUAAUUAAUUGAGUGGUAGUUAAACCCCAAAUUUUUUCUUUCAGCUCAAAAAUAGACCAGAAAUUCGAAGUAAUUAACCCACCUUAUCUUUUCACCAGCAACACUGGCCAUCACAAUGUUGUCUUGCUACCCAUGUACUGUGAACCAUAUUUAAUUAAAUCAAAAAGCAGACUCAAGUUUUUUUUGGACAAAAUAAGUUAUUUUUGCAUCUUGCCCGCAUUUUCCAUUUUAUAGUAAAUUAUAUGAUCAAUACAUGACUUGCACUUGCUUUAUCAGUAUUCGCUUUACUUUAAACAUUUUGGUGAUUUUCUUUUCUGGGCACUCCUGGUACUACCUUAAUGUUUAAACCUAAAUUAUUGAUUCUAUAAGUAUAUUCAGACAAAAUGGAGAUGCUGAAAUAUGCCUUGUAUACUAUACUCUGAUUUAAUUGGACAGAUUACAGUGUGUAUAUAAACACAUCCACCCCCUCCUGUGAACCACCUGUGAAGUUUUUCAUCAUUUGGUUCCAAAGGUCACACAAUAUGAUUUAACAUAUCUACAACAAAGAUACUGAAAAGUACCAAUUGAGAAGGCUACAAGAGCGUUUUCAGUGCACUCAAUAUCCCGUGAGGCAUAAAGGUCAGCCAUGAUAACCCACAUGGCUCCAUGGCUGAGACUGUGUUCAGACAACAACUGUUGCUUCAACAGUUGCAGUUAAGAGGCAAAGAGAAAGCCACUGUUAAAAAACACUCAGGACAUCUGAGGUGGUGGUCGCCAGAAGACAUCUAGAAGACUGAACCUAAGUCAAUGACGGUUCUGUGGUCUGAUGGGCUCCUGAAGCCCAGACAUCACUUCUUUCAAACUUUUACUGCUCCCCACAUAACCUGACAUAACCUUCUUUGCAAAGAAUAAUAAGUACCUCCACAUAGUGCUGACUUAAUAGGGGUUAAUACUUAAGCUUUUUUGUAGUUUGUGUUAUAUACAGUAUUUGUAAUCAUGUAGAUUGAAUUGAUAUCAGAGUAUUUUUCAGAUUUAACUUGUCAAAAGCCUAAUUGUGUCCAAUCUCACCCUAUGUUUUGAAAAUAAACAAAAAUAUAUAUAUAUAUAUUUUUUUUUUAAGGCACUGCAUUUACAAGAAACAUUUAAAAAUUAAUAAAUCUGUCUUAGACUAAUUGUAAGCAGAAACUUGAGAAAAAGGUCACAGUCGUCAUAAUAUUUUGGUGGUGGAAGCUGCUUUUGCACUUAGCAAGACAUAUACUGGUUUUGACCGGCAGUUACAACAUCUGAAAUUUGCUUAAAUAUAGUUUCCAAAAUUAUAUCAUUUGUUGUGGACCAAAGUCAUUGCGUGUCUCUCCAUUUCUGGUCUUGAGUAGUAUGAUGGUAGCUCAUAUUGAAUUUCAAGUUUUUUGCUGAAUUUUGUUGAAAUUGUGUAGUAAUUCAAUUCCCCAUCGACUAUUAAUAAUGUGAAAGGUUAUGCAUUCUUAACAUAUAUCAGAUUUAUUUUUGUUAUCUUGGUUUCCUCAAGUAACUGCAGAUUUUUAAAUGUCUGGGAUAUGUUGAUAAUUCUUUUUAAAACUAUUGUUAUUUAGUCUUUGAAUUAAAACAAGUUUAAAUAAAUGAAACAGAUAGUUUAUUUCCUUGUCUUUGUCUUUUUGAAGGCAGGGUGCAAAUAAACUGUUGUAAACUGUUGCAAAUAAACUGGGUGCAAAUAAA